AAAUGGUUAAUGUUAACCUAACACGUUAUGUUGAAUGUGCUGUGUUGGUAGACAUGAUGUACUAAGUAUUCAUGCUACAGUCUAAAUUAUAAAAAAGUGACUUGUGUGAAAGUGCAUCGUUUUCUAUUCCAUUAUUUAUGUUAAAUAAGCCCCAAACAAUAUAAUAUCACUGACCGUUUGGCCGUCCGUUGCUCACAAAUCGCAAAAAAUUCAACGACCGGAUGAAACUAAGUGCCAACAUGUCUUCCACCAUUACUCUUUGUUUGGAUUGUUGAGGAGCCGUUCAAUUUGGUUUUGCGCUUGAAUUCGUAGCUCGCACGUGUGAAAAACGGCCUAUCCGAUGAAGAUGAAACUGGUGGACCACGUCGUGCGGAGUUUUCGUGUGGCGAAGGUGUUCCGCGAGAACACCGACAAAAUAAACAGUAUCGACUUCUCGCCGAGCGGCGAAACGUUGAUAUCGUGCAGCGAGGACGAUCAGAUCGUCAUCUACGACUGCGAAAAGGGCACGCAGGUCCGCACGGUCAACAGCAAAAAGUACGGGGUCGACUUGAUCCAUUUCACCCAUGCGAAAAACACCGCCAUACACAGUUCGACGAAAGUCGAUGACACCAUACGUUAUUUGUCGUUGCACGACAACAAAUAUAUUAGGUAUUUUCCCGGCCACACCAAGAAAGUCGUCUCGCUGUGCCUGUCACCGGUCGAGGAUUCCUUCUUGUCCGGGUCCAUGGACAAGACCCUCCGGUUGUGGGAUCUUCGGUCACCCAACUGCCAGGGUCUGAUGCAUUUGGCUGGCAGGCCAGUUGCUGCGUACGAUCCUGAGGGACUCAUUUUCGCGGCCGGCGUCAACUCUGAGAGCAUCAAACUUUAUGACUUGAGAUCCUUUGAUAAGGGUCCAUUUGUGACAUUCAAACUGACUCAAGAAAAAGAAUGUGACUGGACUGGUUUGAAGUUCUCAAGGGACGGCAAGACGAUAUUAAUUAGCACGAACGGUUCUAUAAUACGACUGAUCGACGCCUUCCAAGGGAACCCGCUGCAAACAUUCACAGGACACCUCAACAACAAGGGCAUCCCGAUAGAGGCCUCAUUCAGUCCCGACUCACAGUUCGUGUUCAGCGGCUCGACGGAUGGUAGGGUGCAUGUAUGGAAUGCGGAUACGGGUUACAAAGUGUGCGUUUUACAAGCCGAUCAUCCGGGUCCCGUUCAAUGCGUGCAAUUCAAUCCGAAAUAUAUGAUGUUGGCGUCAGCAUGUACGAACAUGGCGUUCUGGUUGCCAUCAAUUGAUGAUACGUAAACCAUUGUUAGUUUUGGCGGGUGAUUUUUGAUUUUGAAACUUCUAAAUCACUUAUCAGAUCGGUUUUCAGAUUAUAUACUAUAUAUAAUAUGUGUACCUGUGUUUAAUCCAUAAACAAAUGUGCACUCUGUUGUAAAUAAUUUUUUAAUUAGAUUAGGUUCUUUUUUAAUUUUACAAGAAUCAAAAUGUAUGUUUUAUAUCUGCAUUAAAUUAUUUUUCUAUUAUCAUUGCAUUUUAAUUGUUGUAGCUUAAAAGUUACAGGGUGUUUAAUCGAGGCUAUAAUUUAGUUGCAUUAUUUAAAAAUUAAAUGAUGUGACAAAUUAGUAAAAACAUAUCAUAGAGCAACUAUGCUUGUAAAUAUAUGUUAGUGAUAAUUUUUAGGGAAGCCUCAGAUGCCCUAUAUGCAAACAAAAUUAAAUGGUGAAUGUGAUAAUUCAAUCUAGUUGAAAAUUGGUGUAGAGUUUUAAUAUUUAAUGUAUACCACACUUGUUCAAGAGUCUGGAAAACAGAAACAUGGAGAACAUCAGUAUUUAUUUGUGAUAGAGUUUAAUAACAUAGUGGUGUUUCAUUCUCUCUUAUACAGACUGACCAUUAAAUUAACUAACUAAGGGUUAGUUAUGAAUUGUGUUCUUUUUAUCAAUUACAAUAAAAAUAUGUAUGCUUUUAAAA
Molecule: messenger RNA, 1960 nt
Organism: Aethina tumida (small hive beetle)
Lineage: Eukaryota; Metazoa; Arthropoda; Insecta; Coleoptera; Nitidulidae
Gene: Wdr82
Product: WD repeat-containing protein 82
Exons: 2
Coding region: 341-1291 (316 amino acids)
Cellular component (GO): Set1C/COMPASS complex
Molecular function (GO): protein binding; chromatin binding
Source: RefSeq, a predicted model, not a curated record